Molecule: messenger RNA, 519 nt
Organism: Durotheca rogersii
Lineage: Eukaryota; Fungi; Ascomycota; Sordariomycetes; Xylariales; Xylariaceae
Product: ribosomal protein S8
Exons: 1
Coding region: 1-519 (172 amino acids)
Biological process (GO): translation
Cellular component (GO): ribosome
Molecular function (GO): structural constituent of ribosome
Source: RefSeq, a predicted model, not a curated record
AUGGGGCUCCCGAAUAUAGCGAACAUGUGUUCGCACCUGCAGAACGCGGCCCGCGCGAAGCUCGGCCUGACCAGCGUCCCCCACACCAAGUACAACGUGCGCCUGGCGUUGGCGAUGCAGCGAGCUGGCUUCCUCUCCUUCGUCACGCGCGGGACCAAGCAGCCGCCCGACCCGGCCACCGUGGGCGCAUACGAGCCCCCGCCGGUAACGACGAAGAACGUGGCGAAUCAACGCCUAUGGCUCGGGCUCAAGUACAACCCCGACACCGGCGAGCCCGUGCUCGGCACCAUGAUGCCCAUCACCAAGUCCAAGCGGCCCGUCACCAUCCAGCUACCUGCCAUCAACCGCAUUGCCCGCGGCUUCGAUUCCCACCCCCAUCGCGGCCUCAGCAUUGGCGAGGCCAUCAUGAUCAACACCUCACUCGGCACCCUCGAGGUCCGCGAGGCCAGCAAGCGCGGGGUCGGCGGCCUUAUGCUGUGCCGCAUCGGCCCCCCGAAGCUUACCCGUCUCGGCCUAUAG